AUGAGCAGCAACCAAACUGUUUCACUUUCAGCCGCUGGUAUGAGAGCUCUUAUGUACCAGCUUCAGUCUCUCUACCUAAGAACACCAGUGAAGUUAUUUCGUCCUCUGCGAUUUGACUAUCUAGCCUAUGUACGUGAGUUGGCUAACAAACACGAUAACAUCCACGAGAAACCGUAUAAAUUCAGAACGCAUUCCUCGAUAGGAAUGCUUGUCAAUGUAGUAAAGAAAGAGGGAUGGAGAUUUAUCCCUGAUCAGGUGUUGCCUCCUCUUGUAGCCAAUUCGGCCACAGGGUUGAUAUUGUACGGAACUUACUUGACGGCUUUGGAUCGAUUCAACAGUCUGCAUACCCCAAAAGCAGAUAAACCCCGAGAAUUGUUCUAUUACUCCCCAUUCGAUACAUGGAGAGCUGGUUUUAUUGCUGGUGCCGUUCAGUCACUCGCAGCAGCACCUGUAGACGCCAUAUAUACUAGACUGACAGCAGCAGAAAUGUUGAGUGGUUCACACCAAAACCUCUGGAUGUACGGUUUGAACAAACUUAAAGAAGUCGGAUUGGUUGGAGUUUUUGCUGGGUAUAGUUUUUCGCUUGUAAAAGAAUCGCUUGGAUUUGCCUUCUACUUCUCUACCUUUGAGUUCGUCAAGACUCAAGGCUAUACAGCAACUUUCAAGGUUGUCAAUGUUUAUAGACGAAGCAAAGAAUCCAUCAAAAGCAAGUUACGACAAUACUCAAAUAUGAACGAAGAACAGAUAGACGAACGACUAUUGAGCUUGGAGCGUACGAGAACCAAAAAGAUAUUGAGGUCAACCUUUAUUCUCGUAGCUGGUGCAUCUGCCGCUUUCUCGUUGUUGGCAAUACAAUACCCAAUCACCAAGAUUCAGAAGAUUCAUCUUUCUAGACUUGAAGCUCUUGAUUUCUACAAUGCAUCAGCUACGCGUUCAUACAAACCCUCCAUAACCUUGUACUACAACUCAUACAUUGAUACAUAUAACCAAAUCCUUAGGAUGAAGACAAAAUCAAAGUUGACUUGGUAUCAAAUGGCAUACAAAGGUUUUGUCCGCAAUGCAUUGACAACAAUACCGGCUACAUCCGUGGCCCUCUUGGUUUUUGAAAUAAUGAGAACCAGAUUGACUGACGACUUACUGGAAUUCGAAAUUUUGGAAUAG
Messenger RNA from Scheffersomyces stipitis CBS 6054, 1161 nucleotides. RefSeq lists its product as uncharacterized. The record is from RefSeq and is a predicted model, not a curated record. The transcript has a single exon. Bases 1 to 1161 code for a protein of 386 amino acids. Gene Ontology annotation, molecular function: L-ornithine transmembrane transporter activity. Gene Ontology annotation, biological process: mitochondrial L-ornithine transmembrane transport. NCBI's taxonomy places the organism in Eukaryota, Fungi, Ascomycota, Pichiomycetes, Serinales, Debaryomycetaceae.